AUGAUCCCAAAAUGGCCAACUACAAAAUCAAUCAAGUUAUUUUUCUGUCGAAAGCAAGGUGUCCUUGUUGACCGAUUACCUCGCUGGCCUCGCUAUAUUUCGCUUUUUCGCAAGCGGCCUCCUAAAUUGCGUCUGCGGCGAAACGAACACAACAUUUCACGGUGCUUACCUUACCUACCCGUUUCUAUAUUCUCCGGAAGCAAAUUGUUAAGAUUUUCAGCAUCUCACCGCUUUUCGUCCACAGUUUUAUUUUUAUUUUCCUUUACAUUUUUUUUUAUUCUUCAUUUUCUUUUUUUCUUUCUUUCUUUUGUCUUUUCUUUUACCUUGGAUUUGGCGUUCCCUGUAUUCUGCAUGCGGAAAUUCAAUGCAUUUUUGUGUAUCGCCAAUGUCUUUCACGUUUUCUCUCAAAUUAUGCAUUAUUCUCCAUUUUUCUUUCUUACUCUUAUUGAAUAUAACAUUAAAACUUCUUCUCUUUCAUUAGGUUACUUCUUUUUCUCUUUACUUUUCUUUCUUUCCUUUUUGUCAUCUAGUUUUCUCGUUCAUUGA
This is a messenger RNA of Acanthosepion pharaonis, 546 nucleotides long. NCBI's taxonomy places the organism in Eukaryota, Metazoa, Mollusca, Cephalopoda, Sepiida, Sepiidae. The record is from the annotation of a GenBank genome assembly.